Messenger RNA from Blastomyces dermatitidis ER-3, 1265 nucleotides. RefSeq lists its product as uncharacterized. The coding region runs from base 318 to 599 and encodes 93 amino acids. The record is from RefSeq and is a predicted model, not a curated record. The transcript has a single exon. Lineage: Eukaryota; Fungi; Ascomycota; Eurotiomycetes; Onygenales; Ajellomycetaceae.
GGCCUUCGCUCCGAUGAUCUUGGAGCAGCUUCAAAAUACCUAUUAUUCUUGAACAAUCCCCCUAACUCCUGAACGAGCUAACCACCGAGCGGAGAAAGAGACGACGAGCUCACAGAGACUGAUAUGAUAAUCUUCCUGCUCACAAUGAUCGCUAUGUCCCCCCCUGGCCGCCUGGGCAUCUUUCCUUCUCCUCUUCCUAUCCCCAAUAUCAUUCUCACAUGCAUUCUCUCUGAAAAUCCACCACUACCCAACCCCUUCCACAAAAGCGGACCAAAAUAGCCACCCUCUUCACCCAUCUCUUAACGCAACCACACAAAAUGGUCUCGUCCUCUUCGACGGGACCGGGCACCACCCGCAUCGCUGAUGCGCAGCUCUCCCUCCGGUACGGUACACUGGGCGGGGGAAACGACGAAGAAUAUCACCCGGGCGGCAUCGACUAUGACGGCCGACACAUCGGGAUGACGAUUUGCGCAGUCCGGGGCCGGGUUCCCCGGCGUGCGGUUGUUAGGGUUGAUGCGUGGUCGUUGCGGGCUGAGACGCAUUUCGCUUAUGGGGGCUGUGGGGAGGGGUUGCGCGGGAGAACAAGCUGUUGGCGCUGAAUUGGGGGCCGCGUUGAGGCUGCGGUUUGGGGAUUUGGAUGGUUAUGGUUAUGGUUAUGGUUGGAGUGGUGGUAAUGGUGGUGUGCCGGGUUUUGCUGCUUUCGCAAAGCCAUCAGAGAAGAUUCGCAGCCCCGAGUUUCUUCAUUGAUUAUCGGGGUAUCUAUCCAGCGCUGAUGAUUUGUGCUGGUGUUUUGGGCCGCGUGGGCGGGUUGACCCUUGUUGAGAUGAAGAGCAUGGUGCUAUUGGCGGAAGUGUCAUUGUCAAUGAAGGGUUCGUUGGGGGGGUGGGGUGAUUACGCAGAACCCGUUUGAUGUUGAUGUUAUAGACGGGGCGGUUGAGGGGGGGGGGGUACUUUAUGCCGGAUCUACCAAUUGGGACGGUAUAUGAUAUGUGUAUUAAAUAGGCGUAGGCUAGUUUAGAUGAGAACUAGUUAUUAGGAUGGGAUGGGGAUUACAUAUGUUAAUACAUUGAGCAUAUGAGUGCGAGUGGGUUGGCCUGAUUAUGCUAUCAUAAUUAAAGCUGUGGAGGACGACGUCUAUAUCAUAUGGGAGUUGGUUAUAUCCUCAUUCAUCACCCGCCUAACCCCGAGUGCUAAUCCUGUUGUAAUAUGCGAUUGACCUCAAGUCGCACGGGUAAAAUUUCUCUUUCAUGCGCGUCGAAGCCAUA